AUGAAUAAUUAUUUAAUCAAAGAAAUAGGAAGGAAGGCUGAGAUAUAUGCGUAUAUAAGAGGGAGAUGGAAUUGGUGCGCUUUUAUUAGAGGAAUCGAGUUACAGGGAAAGCUGGCGCUACCGUUCAGUCGAUUUUGUGUGGUUUUCUGUUAGAUUCCUGCCGCCGUCGCCGGAAACUGAGGCCGGAGAUUGAAGCCAGCACCGCCGCCGAAUGGCUUCGGGGUUCCCGGGUCGUGAUCUACGGGGAGGGUUUGGUUUUGGGGCUGGAUCGGCUGUGCAGAUGCAGUACCAGCAGCGAUCUGACGGUGGAGCGGCUAUCGGAGCCGCAGGGCUCUUGAAGAGGUCGCUGACGGAGAUGGAGAGGCAGCAGCAGAUGCAGCACGCGAUCUAUCUCCGGUCUGUGAAGCAGAAGACCCAUUUCGCCUUGCCUUCGCCGGUCUCUCAUAUUUCUGCCGCGGAUCUCUCUGCUGCUUCGACAACCACGACAUCUUCGAUUCUUUCGUCUCUUUCCUCUGCGUCUGCUUCGAUCCCGUUUGUGGGGCAGGGAAUUCCUAAUUCCACCACUUGGUCGUUUCAGGCGACGUUUGCAGAUGCUGAGAUAGAUUCUGAGAAGAAAUCGAGUAUGACGACCAGGCUUUUGGAGUUGGAACGGCAGCUGCUCGAUGACGAGGAGGAGGAGUUGAGCAUAUCUGGUUCUGCGGUCACGAGUAACGAGUGGAGCGAAACGAUGGAGAAGCUCAUGUCUCCACCGCCUCCUCCUCCGCCGAUUGCGGCUGUAGUGAAUCUGCACCCACCUUCCCCUUCUCCGACCACCUCUUCUACCUCCUCUUCUGGAUCAUCUUCCUCCUGUACGCCCUCAUCGGCCACGCCGUCGAGGCAGAUGCUUCUGGACACAGCCACAGCCAUCACAGAAGGGAAUCAGGAAACCGCAACGGCGAAUCUUGCCGUUUUGAAACGGACGGCGAAUCCCCGCGGCGACCCGGAGCAGCGACUCACGGCGAUGAUGGUCGCUGCCCUCGUGUCCCGCAUCAACCCACCGGCACCUGGAAGUUCUCACCCGGUAGCUGAUGUCUGCAGCGCAGAACACCAGGCAGCCUCUCACUUGCUCUACGAAGCCUCUCCCUGCUUCAAACUAGGCCUCAUGGCGGCGAAUCUCGCCAUUCUAGAAGCUACCAAAGACAAUCCCAAGAUCCACAUCCUCGAUUUCGACAUAGGACAGGGGAGCCAGCUCGCUUCCCUCAUUCACGCGUUCUCCGAACGCCAUCGUCAGCGAUCACCCGCACUACCGCCGCCAUGUAUAAAGAUCACCUCCGUCUGUCCUCUUCAGGGCAACGACACCAACAAUCUAAGAAUCGUCGGUGACCGUCUCGCAAAACUAGCUGAAAGCCGAGGUGUUGGACUCCGCUUCAACAUCGUGAACAGCAGAACUCAAGAACUCAACCAGACGACUCUGCUCUGCGAGCCAGGCGAAGCCCUCGCAGUAAACUUCGCCUUCUUCCUCUCCCGAGUCGCCGACGAAAGCGUCUCGACGGCGAACCCCCGCGACGAGCUUCUCCGCCGGGUAAAAUCCCUCUCCCCGCGUGUCGUAACCCUUGUAGAGCAGGAGAUGAACGGCAACACAGCUCCCUUCGCCACGCGUUUCACUGAAGCCUGCGCGCACUUCGGCGCCCUGCUCGAGUCCCUCGACGCCACUGCGACCCGGGAAAGCACCGAACGGGCCCGCGUCGAAGCCUGCCUCGCCCGGAAAGCGGCCAACUCCAUCGCCCGGGAGGGCGCCGACCGUGUUGAACGCUGCGAGCUAUACGGCAAAUGGAGAGCUCGUAUGGGAAUGGCAGGCCUGAACCCGGUUCCCCUCGGUUCGAUUGUAUCCGAACCGGUCAAGCUUCGGCUCUCCUCUCUCCGAAACAAUCCCGGCUUUACAAUCAAAGAGGAGGCCGCAUGGGUCGGCUGCGGUUGGAUGGGCCGCGUUCUCACCGUCGCCUCCGCGUGGCGUUAGGCGGAUGUCCCUAAUCAGCAAGUAAUCAUCUUAUCAUCAUCACAAGAACAGGUGCUCCAAAUUUUUAUCUUUCUUUUUUAUCAAUAGAGAGGUAAUUAAUUAAUUAAUUAUCUGAACGUUAGUUUCUUUUAUAAUUAUUUGACAUUCAUGGCCGAGAAGAUAUUCUGCCAAUUAAAUGUUUCUGUAUUGUGCUAUAAUGAUGUUUAUGUUGAAUUAGUGCUGAAAUAAUUUGUGAAGCUGUGAAUAAUCUCUUAUGGGAAAGUGAUUAUGGUUUUGCU
Molecule: messenger RNA, 2274 nt
Organism: Dendrobium catenatum
Lineage: Eukaryota; Viridiplantae; Streptophyta; Magnoliopsida; Asparagales; Orchidaceae
Product: scarecrow-like protein 8
Exons: 1
Coding region: 212-1996 (594 amino acids)
Biological process (GO): regulation of DNA-templated transcription
Cellular component (GO): nucleus
Molecular function (GO): DNA-binding transcription factor activity; sequence-specific DNA binding
Source: RefSeq, a predicted model, not a curated record